AUGACUAUCUUGGCUGCUCUUUCUUCAAUGAACAUCUCUGCUUCAUCCAUGACCAAGUCUGCUAUUGGAGGCUCAUCUGGAAUGGGUGCUGGACAGGGUGGAAACUCGGUUGCUUGUGCUGGCUGCGGAGGAUGUGGUGGUUGUGGACAUGCUGGAAUUGGUCUCAAUGCCAAUAUUGGUCUUGACCUCAACCUUGGUGGUGUUCUCGGUGCUGUUGGUGGUCUCCUCGGUGGCUUGCUGGGAGGUGGUUGCCCAAGACCAUGCAGACCAUGC
Acytostelium subglobosum LB1 is the source of this 273-nucleotide messenger RNA. RefSeq lists its product as hypothetical. The transcript is spliced from 2 exons. Lineage: Eukaryota; Evosea; Eumycetozoa; Acytosteliales; Acytosteliaceae. The record is from RefSeq and is a predicted model, not a curated record. The annotation marks the transcript as partial.